Molecule: messenger RNA, 1376 nt
Organism: Paramuricea clavata
Lineage: Eukaryota; Metazoa; Cnidaria; Anthozoa; Malacalcyonacea; Plexauridae
Source: the annotation of a GenBank genome assembly
AUGGAAAAACUAUUUGAGAACAAGAAAUUAAAUGUAGGCGUAAGAACUGUGAGGAGGGGUGAGGAGGUACUGUUCUACGCAAAAGAUGUGUCGGAAUCACUAGGAUACAAUAAACCUAGAAACGCUGUUAGAAUCCAUGUUUGGGAAGAGGACAAGUGUACCCUAGGUAGUCUACAAAGGGGCCCUUCAGCAGGGCCCCUUUACAUGGGUCAACCAGAGACGGUUCUUAUUACUGAACAGGGUCUGUAUCAGUUAAUAUUCGGAUCUGAACUUAAGCAUGCAAAGAACUCCAGAAGGUGGGUUUUCAAUGAGAUACUUCCAUCUAUCCGUAAGACCGGGUGGUAUGAGUUACCGAAAUCAAAACUCCAUUAUAGCAAACAACUGAAGCUGCUCAAUGAGACUGAUCUACACUAUGCAGUAGUUAGGUACAUCAGAAGAUACUACCCAAAUGCACUCAUUGUAGCGGGUCUAGGUGAAUACCAGGAUACUGUUCAACGUAGAUGUGACGCCUAUCGUAAGGGUUAUAUAGGAGGACAACCCGAUCUCAUAAUAAAGAAUCCAAUGAAUGGUUACAUAGGAUUUGCAAUGGAACUUAAGACCCCUAAGGGUACAGGUGAGAUUAGAAACAAUCAGGUAGCCUGGUUAAACUUACAGCACAAUGAUAUCUGAUGACUACACAAACAUAGUGCUAAGGAUAGAUGAGUACUUCAGAGUAGACCCAUCAGUGAAAUACAAGAAAGAAAUAACAAACCUGAAAAGACAGUGUAAUAUACUUAAGCAGAAACUCAACGAAGCAACAGCAUGCUAUCGACCUAGGUUCACAGCACACAAAUACUAAGCAGUUACCACAAUAAUGUAAAGACAAAAUUAAAAGAUGCUCGGCAGCAUAUGUUGGGCAUUUUUUAAGCAAUCCACUCAGACAGGCCAGCAUCUUGUGAGCAAACUCAAGUUAUCUUACAAGUAGAUCCCAGUUAUCUCACCAGUAGAUUUAAGUUGUUUUGCAAGCAAAUUUAAGUCACCUCACAAGUAGAACCCAAGAUAUGUCAUAAGAUGAAACCAAGUUAAACCUAAGUUAUCUUACAAGUAGAAUGGCAGAUAAACCUGAGCAAACUCAAGUACCAGUAACAAGCGAAAAGAAGAAGGACCCUAGGAGAGUAGCUGCAGGGAAACGAUUAGCGGCAAUCAGUAAAAUAGAAAAGGAAAGGAAAAGGAAACAGGCUGAACCUAAUGAGUCACCUAGUAAUGACAGUGUGAUUACCUACAUAGGAGUGGCUAUUGCAUUAAUAUCUCUUGUGCUAGCGUAUAAGUCGCAUGAGAGGGAAGAGAAAGCAUUGGAACCUGAGUACGUACCACAAACUGUGACAAUAGUGAAAUAA